AUGGGGUUCAGGGCGAAGGCCUGGAAGCCCUCUCCACUGGGUGGAGACCCCUCUCUGGUCAGGCAGCUCACAUCCCACUGGUUGCAGGUAGACAGGACGGAAGUGGUCCGAAGCAGCCUGCACCCUGUGUUCUCCAAAGUCUUCACGCUCGACUACUAUUUUGAGGAGGUGCAGAAGCUACGCUUCGAGGUCUAUGACACACACGGACCUGGUGGCCUCAGCUGCCCAGAGGAUGACUUCCUGGGGGGGACAGAGUGCACCUUAGGACAGAUCGUGGCCCAGAAGAAAGUGACCCGAGCUUUGCUUCUCAAGUCCGGCAGGAACGCUGGCAAGUCCACCAUCACGGUGAUAGCAGAGGACAUCUCAGGGAAUGAUGGCUACGUGGAGCUGUCCUUCCGGGCUAAGAAGCUGGACGACAAGGAUCUCUUCAGCAAGUCGGACCCCUUCCUGGAGCUGUACCGGGUCAACGAUGACCAGAGCGAGCAGCUAGUGUACAGGACUGAGGUGGUGAAGAACAACCUCAGCCCUGUGUGGGAGCCCUUCAAGGUGUCACUGAACUCCUUGUGCAGCUGUGAAGAGACAAGGCCCUUGAAGUGCCUUGUCUGGGAUUAUGACUCCCGAGGGAAACACGACUUCAUCGGCGAGUUCUCCACCACCUUCCAGGAGAUGCAGAAGGCCUUCGGGGAGGGUCAGGCCCAGUGGGACUGUGUGAACGCCAAGUACAAACAGAAGAGGCGCAACUAUAAGAACUCAGGGGUGGUCAUCCUGUCCCACCUGAAGUUCCACAGGGUCUACUCCUUCCUGGACUACAUCAUGGGUGGCUGCCAGAUCCACUUCACCGUGGCCAUCGACUUCACGGCCUCCAACGGCGACCCCCGGAACAGCUGCUCCCUGCACUACAUCAACCCCUACCAGCCCAAUGAGUACCUGCGGGCCCUGGUGGCUGUGGGCGAGAUAUGCCAGGACUACGACAGUGACAAGAGGUUUUCUGCUUUGGGGUUUGGAGCCCGAAUUCCUCCCAAGUAUGAGGUGUCCCAUGACUUUGCCAUCAAUUUCAACCCUGACAAUGACGAGUGUGAAGGCAUCCAGGGUGUGGUGGAGUCCUACCAGAACUGCCUGCCCAAGGUCCAGCUCUAUGGCCCCACCAACGUGGCACCCAUCAUCAGCAAGGUGGCCCGCACUGCUGCUGCCGAGGAGCGCACUGGGGAGGCCUCCCAAUACUACAUCCUGCUUAUCCUGACGGACGGUGUGGUGACUGACAUGGCAGACACGCGGGAGGCCAUCGUGCGUGCCUCCCACCUGCCCAUGUCCAUCAUCAUUGUGGGUGUGGGCAAUGCUGACUUCACUGACAUGCAGAUCCUCGAUGGGGACGACGGUGUCCUCCGCUCCCCGCGUGGUGAGCCUGCACUCCGAGACAUCGUGCAGUUCGUGCCCUUCCGAGAGCUCAAGAAUGCGUCCCCCUCGGCACUGGCCAAGUGUGUGCUGGCUGAGGUGCCCAAACAGGUGGUGGAAUACUACAGUCAUAAGGAGCUCCCGCCACGAGGCUUGAACACCCACUCCCAGGAGGGUGGCCCAGUUUUGGCCCUGUGAGGACGCCUAGAGGGGGACCGGCAAGGGGCAGUGAGGACUGUGUCCAUGUAGUCUCUGUCCCUAGCACUCUCAGGUCCCUUCAGCGCCCCCAAGGCUCUCCAGAGGCUCCUUGCCCCCUAGCCCAGGCCUCACACCUUGUCCCCCUGUGAUCUUGUGGCCUGGGUCAGCAUUAAGCCCUGAGGCUGAAAGAUGAACAAACCCCGACCCCAACUGACCGUCGGGAGCCCUGGGCAGGAGCCACUGAGUGGUGGGGGCUAGCAGUGCCUGGCUCAGCCCCAACCCGUGUGGGAAAGGGGUCCUGUGAGCAGGAGGCCUUAGGCAGGUCCAUGAGUCAGGG
Loxodonta africana (African savanna elephant) is the source of this 1927-nucleotide messenger RNA. RefSeq names its product copine 7 (gene CPNE7). Gene Ontology annotation, molecular function: calcium-dependent phospholipid binding. The record is from RefSeq and is a predicted model, not a curated record. NCBI's taxonomy places the organism in Eukaryota, Metazoa, Chordata, Mammalia, Proboscidea, Elephantidae. The transcript is spliced from 15 exons. Gene Ontology annotation, cellular component: plasma membrane. Bases 1 to 1590 code for a protein of 529 amino acids. Gene Ontology annotation, biological process: cellular response to calcium ion.